Molecule: messenger RNA, 750 nt
Organism: Babesia bigemina
Lineage: Eukaryota; Apicomplexa; Aconoidasida; Piroplasmida; Babesiidae
Product: regulator of ribosome biosynthesis, putative
Exons: 4
Coding region: 1-750 (249 amino acids)
Biological process (GO): ribosome biogenesis; ribosomal large subunit biogenesis; ribosomal large subunit export from nucleus
Cellular component (GO): preribosome, large subunit precursor; nucleolus; nucleus
Molecular function (GO): protein binding
Source: RefSeq, a predicted model, not a curated record
AUGUGUAAUGAGAUUUUUAAAUAUUUCGUCAGGAUUAGCUGCAGGCCGAAUAAGGUUGACAAUCUGGAGUAUUGCUUGCGCAACCUUGUUGCUUUGGAUGCAACCCCUGUGAGCCUGCAGAGUUGCGAGGCCACUACCUUGCUUGACAUCUCUAGGGACAACGCUCAACUCUUAAUUAAUCGCAUUUUUUCACUCCCAAGGAUCGCCACUCCGGAUGGUGUGUUCGCCUCGCUGCCAAAGGAAGAUGUGAUCACCAUGCCACGUAUGUACCCGCUGCCAAAACCCAAACCGAAAACAAGGUGGCAGCUAUUUGCGGAGGCACGCGGUAUAAGGAAGCACAAACGCUCUCGCAUGGUGUUCGACAAGACGGUUAACGAUUGGGUUCCGAGAUGGGGAUAUAAGUCCAUAAAAAAGGGGGUGGCAGCAAACCCUCCAAUUGUAGAAGUCGGAGACUCGGAUUACGCCCAGAGUGUUGACCCAUUCGAAGAAGCAAAAAGGAGCAAGAACGUACAAAAAACGCGGCAGAAGCUUAGAGAGUUGCGAAACAAGGCUGAAGCUAAUGCGCUCAGUAAAACACAGAGCGCACUGCAACGGGCAAAGUUGUCUACGCGCAGCUAUGGUGAAUUCGACAAAAAGACCGAAAAUGUCGGUGCAAAGCCUCGAAUAAAACGCAAAGUUGCUACUGUGUCACUCGUUGAGGAGAAGAAAAGCUACUUGGCAAGCAUCAAGAAACUUAACAUUGGCAAAUGA